AUGUUGGUUCUAUUGCUGUGCUUAGGGGCGAUUGUGAGUGCUCAGGGCGCGGAGUAUUUCGAGAACUUCUACAACGAGAUUGACAUAGAAGAUGAGCAGGCGGAGGCAAAGACCCGUAAUGCUCUGCAGUCGAAAUGGCAACGUUGGCCAAGUCCUACGCUCUACUAUCGCAUUUCCAGUGAUUAUAGUGAGGAUGAGAAGGAUAAUGUGAGGAAUGCUCUGGAAAUAUUCAACGACCAGACUUGCCUGCAAUUUGAGGAAGUUUCUGGAACGCCACCAGCCGGUCGACGUCUUGUCCACUACAAGAAAUCUACCAAAUUUUGUGGUACCAAAGUGGGCUAUAAUCCAAUACCCCUAUUUGGGGGUGCCUCGCAUGAUGUCCAGCUCACCGAGAGCUGUCUGAGCAAAGUGGGCAUCAUACAACAUGAGACUCUCCAUGUCCUGGGACUGUACCAUGAGCAGAGUCGUCCCGACCGGGAUGAUUAUGUUGUUGUCGAUUACGAUAACAUUCCUCGCAAAUAUUGGUCACAAUUUAUGGCCAUGUCGGAGUCAACCACGACCACCUACAAUGUGCCGUAUGACUUUGAGAGCGUCAUGCAUUAUCCUAAGAAUGCCUUUGCCAAGGAUCCAAGUAAGCCCACAAUCCGUGCUCUGGUCAGUGGAGAGCCCAUGGAACGAGAGAUGGGUCAGGUAUUGGCUCCAUCUGAGGGCGAUUUGAUCAAAGUACGUAAGAUGUAUUGUGAGCCAGACAAUUAA
This is a messenger RNA of Drosophila innubila, 756 nucleotides long. Its product is annotated as zinc metalloproteinase nas-9. Bases 1 to 756 code for a protein of 251 amino acids. The transcript has a single exon. Gene Ontology annotation, molecular function: metalloendopeptidase activity; zinc ion binding. Gene Ontology annotation, biological process: proteolysis. NCBI's taxonomy places the organism in Eukaryota, Metazoa, Arthropoda, Insecta, Diptera, Drosophilidae. The record is from RefSeq and is a predicted model, not a curated record.